AUGUCUCAAACACACACCUCCUCAGCCACAUAUGAAUGGGGAACCCAACCUACAGCCUCUGGGAGGCAAUUUUCAUCAGAGAAUUCCGAGGCUUCUUCUUCUUCUUCUGCUGUCAAAUCGCCAUGCACCUCCAUGUAUCUCCCACAAUAUUUAUUGGGUCAGGCCUCUUCUCCAGACCCAUUAAGAAAUUUACCACUCACAUCUUCACCGUCCAAAGGCACACCGCCAUCCUUCUUUCAUGCUGGCAAAAACAAUGUCUCCGCGAACCAAGUUCAUUUGGAGCGGAGAACUUUCUCUCCACUCCGGGAUACGAUAUCUAUCGAUAAUUUAAAUCAAAUAAUUGCCUCUAGCUCUUCUUCUUCUUUUGCAGAUGCAGUUCCUAGCUCUGGUCUUCUUGGCAGUCCGCCUAGGGAAUCGCUGUCGGAUUCUGUAGCACAUACACCCUGUACUCCAACACCAUCUUCAGGAGGUGUCGAAAAUGCUAUGCUUGCACAGUCCCCAAUAACCCCGUUCUCCUCCAUUAGGAACAGAGAGUUUCCUAUUUGUACGAUGACAACUAUAUUUGGAUUUCCACCGGCAGAGUUGGAUGUGAUCAUCUCAUAUUUUAAAACGAUAGGAACUGUGAAGUUUAUUAAAAGCCUUAAUCCCAUCGAACCCAAAUCUAGCAGCACGUUCAGGGAUCCGUUUGAUAACUGUUCCGCUGGUCCGUCUUGGAUCCAUGUAGAAUGGGCUUCCCCAUUGGAUGCUUCAAAAGCAUUAGAAAAGCAAGGAACUUUAAUGUUUGCAACGUUGGCUGAUGGCACAGAUGUACAAUAUAUGCUUGGGGUCAUUCCAUUUGAUACGGCAAGGGCCAAGUUAAAUUCCAUUUGUGCCGAGGAUGUAAUUUGGUCAUGUAGCCCGGUGAAGCUUAAGCGCCAAAACACGCCAUCUUCCUCCAUCCAGAAUACUGAAAAUAUCUUUUUAGAUUACAAACAAAAUCACGCCGACGAGGCCUUGUUUCCGUUAAGGGUGGAACAAACCCAAGAACUUGGCAGUUAUUUUGACAAUCUUUUAAAUUGGUUUUUUGGGGUGUAA
This is a messenger RNA of Mitosporidium daphniae, 1074 nucleotides long. RefSeq lists its product as uncharacterized. The transcript has a single exon. Lineage: Eukaryota; Fungi; Microsporidia. The record is from RefSeq and is a predicted model, not a curated record. The coding region runs from base 1 to 1074 and encodes 357 amino acids.